CAACGACCGAAUGGGAAGAACGCGCCUGCGCCAGAGCACCGCUCGGAUUCUCCGCUCAGCAGAAAGCAGUUCUCGGCAGGUGCACCUGCUGGCAUCAGUCCUCCAGGACUGAUUCUUCCUUCAAGUCUGAUUGAAGAAUCCCUACUAUUCACACAUCCUACAACGAGAAAGGCUGCGAGACAGAGUCAGCGUAACCGGGGCGACGUUUAGGAGCGGCCCCCCGCGCGCCCUCCCAGGCAGUUCAAAUUAAGGAUAACGUAGACCCUGCUUCUCUCUGGAAGUGGCAUCUGAUCGUGCAGGAGCUCCGCCAUGCAGCCACCGCCGCAGGCUGUCCCGCCCAACGUGGUGGGGCCGCCUCCCGCGGGCAGCCCUCCAAGCAUGUUCUGGUCCGGCAGUUCAUACAGGAGACAGGCGGCGGCGAGUGCACCGGGGGCUGCGGUAACUGGCCCCCUGCAGCCGGUAACGGACCCGUUUGCUUUCAGUAGACAGGCUCUUCAGAACACCUCGCUGGGCAAUUCGUCCAAAAGCAGCCCUCCCGUGCUGCUGGGCUCGGCCCCACCAGCGUUCCUUCAGCACCCGGGUCUGCCUGUGCCUCACACGAAUGCUGGGGACAGCUCCCAAGGAUUCCACGCGCCUCUGCCGAGACCUCUGUCGCAGCCCCGGCCAGCGGCCAGCCCCUUUUCUAGUGUGUUGACCCCUUCGGCACCUGGGCCCGAACUGAACAGGAGCGCCCAGGCCACUUCCAGCUCUGAACACGAAACCCAGGCUCAGUACAUUCCAGGAGGGGGUUCCAGCACUUCUCAUGGCGGCCCCCCACAUGGGCACCUGCCUGGGCCUGACAGGCCCCCGAGUGGACAGAACCCUCACGAUGGCGCUGCGGCACCCACCACGUCCUCUUUGUUCCCGCAGCCACAUCCGCAGAUGCCAGGGCAGAUGUCAGGGCAGUGGGGGCCGGCCCAGGGCAGCCUGCAGCCCUUCGGGCAUUAUUGGCCCCGCCCAGAAGGCCGGGUUGCCAAUGCGGCACCACAGGCCUCCAGCGCCUCCCACGUCCCCGCUCUGUCCAGCCCGCCUCAGGGGCCUGCCCAUGAGCAGCACCAGCCUCCCGCCCCAGGACCUGCGGUCGACGGGAAAGAUGGGGCAGCCUCCCUGCAGAGCGGCCACCACUCAGCGAGUCCCUUUGGCCUGGAGAGCACGUUCAGGCCGAGUGUCCGCGGGGGCGGUGCCGGGGCCGGCCCGGAGGUCAGGCCGAGUCCCGCCGUUAGUCACGAGCAGGGGCCAAACCCUGCUCUCGGGAACCCCUCCGCCCAGGGCAGCAGCCCGGAAAGCCAUUCGCAUUGCCCUCUGGGGGCCGCCAGCCGCGCCCUGCCAGAAGCAGACUCGGGCACGCUCUCCCUGUUCUUCCGAGGCGGAGAGAUGGAGAAUGAGGAGUCCCUUUCCUCCGAAAACACAGGCUCCGCGGCUCCGUCUUACUUUGACGGUUUCUCCCCCAGCCCUGUUCUGGGCCCUCCUCCGGCACACGCGGGCGCAGGCGGCGUCUACCAGGCCUUUCUCAGAGCCUCCCGUAGCGAGGCCGCACAGCAGGGAGGAGACACGCAACCUUACUUUCCUCAGUCUUCGGACACCCAGCUCGCUCAGCCAGCCGCUAAGAAUGCUGCUGCUGACGUGUGGGGUGGCACGCCAGGCACAGGCACUCAUGACGCUGGCGGCUCACACUGUGAGAAUGUGGAGAACUUGGAGUUCACUCAGAACCAGGAGGUUCUGCCAAGUGAGCCCCCAAAUCUGGAUGCCUCCUCCCCAGGCGAUCACCCCAGAUAUGCACCUCUUCCCGGGCCCCCAGGCCCCAGGCUCAGUGUCACAGGCCACGCGGCAGGCGGGGGCUCCAACCUCGAGGCCCUGGACGCGCCGCUGCACCCCGUGCGGUCUGAUAGCGUGUCGUCUAGUUACAGCAGCAAGAGCCACAGGAGUGCGUCCAGCACAGCCAGGCCCCAGGACCUGGGCACCUUCAUCCAGCAGGAAGUCGGCAAACCUGAGGAGGAGGCUCCCGGGAGCUUUUUUAAGCAAAUCGAUUCUUCUCCUGUGGGAGGCGAGACAGAUGUGACCACCAUGAGCCAGAAUUACCACCACAGCCUGUCCCAGCCCUUGACCCCAAGCCCCCCCAAACCUACAGGGGUCUUUCAGACGAGUGCAAAUAGUUCUUUUGAACCAGUGAGAUCCCACUUAGUUGGAGUCAAACCAAUUGAGGCAGAUCGUGCCAACGUGGUGGGUGAGGUGAGGGGGAGCCAUGCCCACCAGAAGCACAGACCAGCCGCUGCACCGCCCGACGCCUGCCCUGGCAACCUGGAGCAGCCACCAGACAACAUGGAGACCCUUCUGCCACCUCGGGUCUGCCCUCUGCCUCUUCCCUCACCCGCAGAAGCCAGUCACAGGCUUCCGCACCCUGGAGGGCCGCCCUUGGAGACUGUGCCCGCGACACCGGAGAAGAGGCCCUCGACCCGGGCCCAGGGAGCCAUGAAGUGUGAGAGCCCAGCCACGACUCUGUGGGCGCAGAAUGAGCUGCCAGACUUUGGGGGCAACGUCCUGCUGGCCCCGGCCGCUCCUGCACUUCACGUGCCUGGGAAGCCUCAGCCGUCCGAAGUGGUUCAGCCUCCAGACAAGGGGGUGUCUGGCCAGCGGGCCGGGCCACCGGGCUGCCUCGCCCCUCUGCAAGGCGCGGAGGGCAUUGGUGCUUCUGAGAACCUCGAGAACCCUCCCAAGAUGGGGGAAGAGGAGGCCCUCCUGUCGCAGGCAAGUUCCGGUGGUGCCAGUCUGCUGUCCUCGCCGCCCACUGAGUCUUUGCACAGCCAGCCAGCCUGGGUCGCUCAGCCCGAUCAGAGCGCUCGCCUGGCUCAGCCCCUUCCCUUUCCCGUGUCCUUGUCCCAUCCCACGGAGAAGACUCCGUCCAGGAGAGACGCUCGGGUUGGGGACAGAUCUGCCGGGAGCAGCUGGGCCGCGGGAGCUGAUGCUGGAGAAGCCGCGCCUCUGCCUGGGGUUCUAGCCAGCGCGCUCACCUGCUCGCCUCUGUCUCACAGCCUUGCCCAGAGUAACUUCCCACACGUUUCUGCUCUUUCUGAAACGGUUUCCACUCCACCUGCUAAUUUGCUGGUUCAGCCACCAUCUCAUCCAGCUCCAAAGAACUUGCUUCCGGGUCGGAAGAGCCCCAGUGCCGAGAGCGCGCUGCCGGAGUUGGUUAGUAGCCCUGCCGGGAGCACAGGCCUCCUGCUGCUGGCACCCGCAAGCGACGCUUUGGGGCCUCAUAGUAAUAAGGCAGACCCCCCCAGGAAUCGGGAAGAGACUUGGGGAGCCCUAGACUUCACACUGAAUGGGACCGUGGAGAAGCCUGUGAGGUUGGAUAGCCUGUCCCAUGCCGAUGGCCCAGCUGCUGCUCCGCAACCCACCCCCAGUCAUCCCAGUCAGCCUGGGCCUGGGGCACGUAACCCAGACCAUUUCUACCAACAGGUGACGAAAGGUGCUCCCAACCAGCGUGGCCCCGAGAGAGCCCAGCAGGAGCCAGCUCCUCCCCCACCAGGGCCCACAGCAGCACCUUUCGAACCCUCAAACCCAGAAAGCCCACCAGCACCAGGGCAGCCCCAGAACUCGGCCCAGCCACCUGCCAGUCCGGCUCCCGCGGACCUGGGCCAGCAGCCGCCACCUCGGCCCCCUCCGUCCUCCAGCGCAUCGGCCGUGUCCAGCAGCUCGAGCCAGGCAGCCGUGCCGCCGGGCCAGCCGUGGAUGCCGCCGCAGCCCCUGGACUUGGCGUCCUACUACUAUUACAGGCCCCCAUACGACAGCUACCCGGCCCAGUACCCCUCUCCAUACCCACCAGACCCAGGCACAGCCCCGCUCUACCAGGACGUCUACGGCCUAUAUGAUCCCAGGUACAGGCCCUACGAUAGCGCGGCGUCCACCUACGCUGAGAACUACCGCUACCCCGAGCCGGAGCGGCCCAGCUCCCGGGCGAGCCACUGCUCAGACCGGCCGUCUGCCAGGCAGGGGCCUCCUGAGGGCUACUACAGUUCCAAGCGUGGAUGGAGCAGCCAGAGCGAUUACGCCGGCUACUACUGCGGCCAGUACGACUAUGGAGAUCCGGGCCGCUGGGAUCGGUACCCCUAUGGGUCUGGGUUCAGGGAUCCCCGCCCCUAUGACCGCAGGUAUUGGUAUGACGCGGAAUACGAGCCGUACAGGAAAGACAGCUACGCCUAUGCUGACAGGCCCGAGAGGUACGACGACCCCUGGAGGUACGACCCUCGCUUCACAGGGAGUUUUGAUGACGACCCUGAGCCCCACAGAGACCCCUACGGGGACGACGUGGACCGGCGCAGCGUGCACAGCGAGCACUCGGGGCAGAGCCUGCGCAGCGCGCCCAGCGUGCACAGCCGCCACAGCAGCUUCAGCGCCCACUCGCAGCAGAGCCAGGUUUACAGAAGCUGCAAUGUGACCGUGGGGCCUUAUGAGGCUCCGCCGCCACCAGGCUCCUUCCAUGGGGACUAUGCCUACGACGCCUACAUGAGCAAUUUCAGCAGCGCCCAGGGCUUCCCAGAGUACGGCUACCCUGCUGACGCCGGCUGGCCCUCCGUGGAGCAAGCUCCAUCGAGACCGACUUCCCCGGAGAAGUUCUCCGUGCCCCAUGUCUGUGCCCGGUUUGGUCCUGGGGGUCAGCUCAUCCGCGUGAUCCCCAAUCUGCCCUCAGAGGGACAGCCGGCCUUGGUGGAAGUGCACAGCAUGGAGACGCUGCUACAGCACCUGCCGGAGCAGGAGGAGAUGCGCGCCUUCCCGGGGCCGCUGGGCAAAGACGACACCCAUAAGGUGGACGUUAUUAACUUUGCGCAGAGCAAAGCCACCCAGUGUUUGCAGAAUGAGAGCUUACUUGACAAAGAGUCCGCAAAUCUCCUCUGGAAUUUUAUCAUCCUGCUGUGCAGACAGAACGGGACCGUGGUGGGCACAGACAUUGCCGAGCUGUUGUUACAAGACCACAGGACGGUGUGGCUUCCUGGGAAGUCACCCAACGAGGCCAACCUGAUCGACUUCACCAGCGAGGCCGUGGGUCAGGCCGAGGAGGAGGAGGAGUCGGUGGAGGCCCAGCUUUCCUUCCUCACUGACAGCCAGGCCGCCACCAGCUCUCUGGAGAAGGAGACGGAGCGGUUCCGGGAGCUGCUGCUCUAUGGCCGCAAGAAGGAUGCUUUGGAGGCCGCGAUGAAGAACGGCCUGUGGGGUCACGCCCUGCUGCUUGCCAGCAAGAUGGACAGCCGGACUCACGCCAGAGUCAUGACCAGAUUCGCCAACAGUCUUCCCAUCAACGACCCUCUGCAGACCGUCUACCAGCUGAUGUCCGGGCGGAUGCCUGCAGCGUCCACGUGCUGCGGCGAUGAGAAGUGGGGAGACUGGAGGCCGCACCUCGCCAUGGUUCUGUCCAACUUGAACAACAACAUGGAUGUGGAGUCCAGGACGAUGGCCACGAUGGGCGACACGCUAGCCUCGAAAGGCCUCUUGGACGCUGCACACUUCUGCUACCUCAUGGCUGAAGUUGGAUUUGGGGUUUAUACCAAGAAAACCACAAAACUCGUCUUAAUUGGAUCGAACCACAGUUUGCCAUUUUCAAAGUUUGCGACCAAUGAAGCCAUCCAGAGGACAGAGGCCUAUGAGUAUGCGCAGUCGCUGGGCACGCAGUCCAGCCCCAUGCCCAACUUCCAGGUGUUCAAGUUCAUCUACUCCUGCCGCCUGGCCGACAUGGGGCUGGCCACGCAGGCCUUCCACUACUGCGAGGUCAUCGCCAAGGGCAUCCUGCUGCAGCCGCACAGGCACUCCCCCGUGCUCAUCAGCCAGCUGGUCCAGAUCGCUUCCCAGUUACGCCUCUUCGACCCGCAGCUGAGAGAGAGGCCGGAGGAGGAGUCCUUUGUGGAGCCUGCCUGGCUGGUGCAGCUGCAGCGUGUGGAGCGGCAGGUCAAGGAGGGUGCUGUGGUGUGGCGUCAGGACCCGGCCUUCCCCCAGCGCUGUGCCAGCACCCCCAGCUCCGAGGUGGGACAGUACGAUGGGCCAGGACCCGAGCAGCCCUCGCACCUGGGCACCGAGAACCCACUGCUGGCGCCACCUGCGCCCAGCGCCGAGCACUCUGGCCAGGGUGUGUGGCUGCUGCCGUCAGCUCCGCCGACGCUCCCCGAGGGCCUGCCCGCCGUCCCUGCCGGGGUGCCCAUGUUCCCCGUGCCGCCCCCGGGCCCUGGGGAGCCAGCGCCUGGCUUUGCAGAGCCCUCUGGGCCGGACCCCGCGGCCCGGUACGCAGGGCCUGGCCUGCCACCCAGCGCACCGUCUCUGCAGGAGAGCGCACACCUGCUCCGGGCCCAGGACCCAGGAGCGCUGCCCCAGGACCCCCGCGGGAGAGGCUCGCUGGCGGAGCGAAGAGAAGAGGAUCUGGGUGGCAAAUCUGAGGAUGUGGGCUCCCCGAGGAUGCCGCAGGACUCCGAGGCCCCCCCAGCGUGGGGGGGUGCCAGCCUGGGGGCCCUGCAGCCUCCGUCUCGGACGCCCGCUCCCGCAGGGAAGAGCCCGGUGCCAGCAGCCAAGAAAGAGCCCAAGGAGCCUAAGAAGAAUGCCGAGUCCUGGUUCUCGCGCUGGCUGUCUGGGAAGAAGAGGACGGAAGCGUACUUGCCAGACGACAAGAACAAGUCGAUCGUCUGGGACGAGAAGAAGAACCGAUGGGUGGACACCAAUGAGCCGGAGGAGGAGAAGAAGGCUCCGCCCCCACCCCCAGUGUCGCUCCCCAAGGCUCCGCAAGCUGCCGCCCCUGGGCCUGGCGGGCCCCCCAGAGCCUCUGUGAACAUGUUUUCUAGAAAAGCAGCCGGGAGCCGAGCGCGCUAUGUGGACAUCCUCAACCCGGGCGGGCCCCAGCGCACCGAGCCGGCGCUGGCUCCCGCGGACCUCUUUGCUCCACUUGCCCCGCUCCCGAUCCCGGCGCAGCUGUUCGGACCAAACCCAGGUAGGUGGACACGGCCGGCUGCUGGGAUGUGUCAGCCCUUCCCUGCUGUCUCCUGCACAGACGCAGAGGGAGCCCCACCUGCAGAAGUGUCUGGCAGGGAAGGGCAGGCGCUAGCUGGGGGUCCAGCCCUUCCAGAACCUUCCUCGGAACCCCAGCAGGUUGUGAGCCCGGCAAACUCGCUCCCUGCUUCUGAACUGGCCCCCUGCCCAAUGGAUGGUCCCCAGGGGGGAGAGCUUUCGCGCUGUAGCUCAAUGAGCUCACUGUCCCGUGAAGUGAGCCAGCACUUCCACCAGGCUCCCAGUGACCACCCCCCGGCAGAGGCGCCCCCCGGGGCAUCUGUGACCUUCUACAACCCUGCGCAGUUCGCACAGGCCUCGGCCACCUCGGGAAGCGCCAGGCCUGGGAGGAUUGGCCAGAGGAAGUACCCAGUGCUGAGGUAGAUGGCCCUGCUCCGUCAGCACUGGGACCUGAGAUUGCUCUCCACCGACACUCGGCUGACCGCCCGGCCUCCCUCCUGUGCCCGAUGGACACGCAGUAGAGCCACGUGCUCGCACCCUGUGAGGAAGAGCUGCCAGGUACCCACAGCUCCCAGAUCCGAGGACAGGAGAGACUUCGGCUCCCCUUCUACCUAAGAAUGAGUUCAGGAUAAGCCUUUGUAGUCAUGUUAGGAAUGUGGUGCUGAGCGCAGCCGGACGCCCUUUGCUGCUGGGGAGCUGAGCUGCAGGGACUCAUGAUGGCGAGUGGCUGCCAGGUUCGUCCCCAGUUCCUCUAAGACGCUGGAGGGAAGAGCAGGCCUCACUGAGUGCCCCCGACGCCUGCUCUGUGGCCACUGGGCCAGCUCCCGCCCCGGCGUCCGCAGCCCCGACAGCAGGCGCUGGCGGGUGUGUUCACCAGCCUCGGAGGGAAGGCGGCGGCAGCCUGGCAGCCGAGCCUCAGGCGGAGACGCUGUGGUCAGGGUGGUGCGCUCCUCCCGCAGCAAAGGCGUGUCUGUGGCCCAGCAGGACCACGAGGGUCCCUGCCGCCAGGGGCCUGGCUUUGUCCGCCCGCGAGGGAGGAAGAGCCACGGCACAGCCUGGGUUCCGUGUGACUGGUCCUCGCCGAUCAGCCGGUGUGGAAGCCGUACCUGGACUCACCCGUUGGGCUCAGCGAGCAGCCUGGCUGGGCUCCGGCAGAGCAGCUGUGUGGCUGCCAGCUCUGCGCCACCCAGCGACGUGCCCUCACCUGGCUGGCACUGUCGGCGACAUCUUGACGAAAAUGGCUUAAAAUACCUUCUUGACAGAAGCUCCUGAAGCUGAUCUCUCUGCCCUGGUUUCCCCACACCGAGCCCGGCAGGGCUCACCUGCUGCUCACCGGACUCCCUCCAGCUCUACCUUCACGCCGGUUCUCAGACCAUUCACCUUCUUGUUAAGCCUGAAGGGCUGAGGGCAGGUGGAGAUAUUUAUAAAAUCACUAGGAACUAAUUCUGUAGUUCUGCCUGGUAUUUUAAAUCUCAGCGGAGGGUCAUGGGAAUGUGGCCUCGGCACAGGUCCUCCCGCUUUCCGGGUCACGUGACCGUCUGGGGCGCCCACAGGUGUGAUGGGACCCAUGUUCUCUCGCUGGGAAAGGCCCGGCCUCGCUAGGGUCCCGCUGUCCCUGUCCAGGGGUGGGAUUCCUGGGGCCUGAGACCUGCUGCCCUCGGCUUCUCCAGCCCUUGUUCUGUUAGUGACUUGAUUCAAGAAGCUUCCCUGGAGGGGCUAUUUUUCCUAAAUGCAAAUUGUUACACUGCAAAUUGUUAAAUAAAGUAUUUUGCGCUCGGCGCGCGCACCUGC
This is a messenger RNA of Myotis myotis, 8811 nucleotides long. It is a transcript of the gene SEC16A, whose product is annotated as SEC16 homolog A, endoplasmic reticulum export factor. The record is from RefSeq and is a predicted model, not a curated record. Gene Ontology annotation, cellular component: ER to Golgi transport vesicle membrane; endoplasmic reticulum exit site. Gene Ontology annotation, biological process: COPII vesicle coat assembly; Golgi organization; autophagy. The transcript has 31 exons. NCBI's taxonomy places the organism in Eukaryota, Metazoa, Chordata, Mammalia, Chiroptera, Vespertilionidae. Bases 310 to 7443 code for a protein of 2377 amino acids.